GCCACUCGGGACGGUACCGCGCGCCGCUCAAACUUGUUGCGAGACCAAUUUUCCGAAAAUCCCUAAUUCUCUGCGGUGCAUUGGCCAGAGUUCACCCAAAAAAAAAAACAAGAAAACAAAACACCCACACACACAUUUUCGUUUCGCGAUUGAUUGCCAGAGCUCUCCGGAGACCCAAACACGGAAAAAGAGAAAACCACAAAUACCAAACCACAAACCGAUCGAGUUAUAAAAAAUACAAAAAACAAAGAGCCUUCAAAACGGCAGCCACAAUUUCCAGCGCAGGAUUAGGAGGAGACGUCGCCGCGUACGCUGAUCUCCACCAGCACUCGCACUCGCAUCCGCAUCCACAUCCCCAUUCCCACCACCCGUUCGCCACCGACGGCUUUAAGCUGCGUUCCGAGGAGCCGGUGCCGGGCUUCAGCUCGGCCUCCCCCUGGCCCACCCUGGAGCUGGGCAUGGAGUGGGGCCGGAAGCUGUACCCCAGUGCCGUUUCCGGUCCGCGAUCCGCCGGCGGCCUCAUGUUCGGCCUACCGCCCACCGCCGCCGUCGACAUGAACCAGCCGCGCGGUCCGAUGACCUCGCUGAAGGAGGAGCCGCUGGGCAGCCGGUGGGCCAUGCAGCCAGUCGUCGACCAGAGCAAUUUGGGCAUCGGGCGCGCCCACUUCGAGAAGCAGCCGCCCAGCAAUUUGCGCAAGUCGAACUUCUUCCACUUCGUGAUCGCCUUAUAUGAUCGAGCCGGCCAACCCAUCGAGAUCGAGAGGACGGCCUUCAUAGGCUUCAUCGAGAAGGACUCGGAAUCGGAUGCCACCAAGACAAACAAUGGCAUCCAGUACCGACUGCAGUUGCUCUAUGCAAAUGGAGCUCGCCAGGAACAGGACAUAUUCGUGCGCCUCAUCGAUUCGGUGACCAAGCAGGCCAUCAUAUAUGAGGGUCAGGACAAGAAUCCCGAGAUGUGUCGAGUGCUUCUAACGCACGAGGUGAUGUGCAGCCGUUGCUGUGAUAAGAAGAGCUGUGGUAACCGCAACGAGACGCCAUCGGACCCCGUCAUUAUUGAUCGCUUCUUCCUAAAGUUCUUCUUGAAAUGCAAUCAAAACUGUCUGAAAAACGCCGGCAACCCGCGGGACAUGCGCCGAUUUCAGGUGGUUAUCUCCACGCAGGUGGCCGUGGACGGGCCACUUCUGGCCAUCUCCGACAACAUGUUCGUGCACAACAACUCGAAGCACGGACGGAGGGCCAAGCGGCUGGACACCACGGAAGGUACAGGCAACACAUCCCUGUCCAUUUCCGGUCACCCCCUAGCGCCCGACAGUACCUACGAUGGACUCUAUCCACCGCUGCCCGUGGCCACGCCCUGCAUCAAGGCGAUCUCGCCCAGCGAGGGCUGGACAACAGGUGGCGCCACCGUGAUCAUAGUGGGCGAUAACUUCUUCGACGGACUGCAAGUGGUAUUUGGAACCAUGUUAGUCUGGAGCGAGCUGAUCACCUCGCACGCCAUCCGGGUGCAGACCCCACCGAGACACAUUCCCGGCGUGGUGGAGGUGACGCUAUCCUACAAGAGCAAACAGUUCUGCAAGGGAUCGCCCGGUCGCUUCGUCUAUGUCUCAGCUCUCAACGAACCCACAAUCGACUAUGGUUUCCAGCGCCUGCAGAAGCUUAUACCCCGUCAUCCUGGCGAUCCCGAGAAGCUGCAAAAGGAAAUUAUCCUGAAGCGGGCUGCCGAUUUGGUCGAGGCCCUGUAUUCCAUGCCCAGAUCCCCGGGCGGCUCGACGGGCUUCAAUUCGUACGCCGGUCAGCUGGCGGUCAGUGUGCAGGAUGGUUCGGGCCAGUGGACCGAGGACGACUACCAGCGGGCCCAGUCCAGUAGCGUGAGUCCACGUGGUGGCUACUGCAGCAGCGCCUCCACGCCACACAGCUCGGGAGGAUCGUAUGGCACCACGGCGGCCAGUGCUGCGGUGGCGGCCACGGCGAAUGGCUAUGCUCCUGCUCCCAACAUGGGCACACUCUCCUCCUCGCCCGGCAGCGUCUUCAACUCGACGUCAAGGGUCAGCAGCCUGAGUUUCAAUCCCUUCGCCCUGCCCACCUGCAACACACAGGGCUAUAGCACCCAACUGGUGACGUCAACCAAAUAAUAUUACUACUAAAUGAGGCUAUUGGCAGGCCCCAAAUCCCCUACUCCCCCGGAGAUACGCAGAUAUCACGCCAAUUACAAGAAGCUCGAAAGUGCAAUAAACAAAAGAGAAUGGUUCCAAAAUUCAAAACAAAAAUCUAUCGAUAUAGUUGUACAUUUUUUGAUUGUAUCCCGUUUUUAACUUUUAAUUUCAAUACGCCUCGGUUAUAGAUUUAUACAAAUACGCAUAGAAUACCAUAUCAAAGUAAUGGAAAACAUAUGAAAGAGGGAGGCAUAUCAUGCAGCAACAGCUUAGAUCGGGCAGAUAUAGUUCUAAAGUAGCUUGAUUAAACACUCAAAUUUUGUAAAUAUUUAUCCCAAAAUAAAUAAAACUUAAUAAUAAUCGGAACUGUGAAUAGAGGAAAUUAUACCAAUUUAUAUACCCAUGAUGAUCAGUACUAAUACGAAUCCAGAUAUACCAAAACAGAUACAAUUUGAACGAACUUUUGGACAUAACUAAAUGCUUGUAUACGACACUUUCUUGGAUAUAUAUCGAAAAAAAAAUACAAAAGAAAAAUAAAAGUCUUGGAAAUACACUCUGCCAAUUGAGAGAACCGAAAUCAAAAUGUUAUAUACCUACAUAGAUAUACAGCCGUAUUUAUGGCGACAUUUGCAGCAUAUCUAAGCGUAAUAUUACAACAAAUUUAUACCAAACUUUUGGCAAACAUAUCGUGCACUUAGUCCUAAUAUCCAUCUCACGCGAAUCCAUACAUAUUUGUAUAAUGCCCAUCAUAUCCGCAACUCU
Molecule: messenger RNA, 2915 nt
Organism: Drosophila takahashii
Lineage: Eukaryota; Metazoa; Arthropoda; Insecta; Diptera; Drosophilidae
Gene: kn
Product: EBF transcription factor knot
Biological process (GO): regulation of transcription by RNA polymerase II
Molecular function (GO): RNA polymerase II cis-regulatory region sequence-specific DNA binding; DNA-binding transcription factor activity, RNA polymerase II-specific
Source: RefSeq, a predicted model, not a curated record